Taeniopygia guttata (zebra finch) is the source of this 1044-nucleotide messenger RNA. RefSeq names its product SAGA complex associated factor 29 (gene SGF29). Gene Ontology annotation, cellular component: SAGA complex. Lineage: Eukaryota; Metazoa; Chordata; Aves; Passeriformes; Estrildidae. The record is from RefSeq and is a predicted model, not a curated record.
UUUCUCCCCCCGCCGCCAUUUUCUCCCCCCCCUCCGCCAUCCCCGUUUUUCCCCUCAUGGCGCUCGUCUCGGCCGAUUCGCGCAUCGCGGAGCUGCUGGGGGAGCUGCACCAGCUCAUCAAACAGACGCAGGAGGAGCGUUCCCGCAGCGAGCACAACCUGGUGAACAUCCAGAAGACGCACGAGCGGAUGCAGACGGAGAACAAAAUUUCCCCGUAUUAUCGCACCAAGCUCCGAGGGCUCUACACCACAGCCAAGGCUGAUGCCGAAGCCGAGUGCAACGUCCUCCGCCGAGCUCUGGAUAAAAUCGCCGAGAUCAAAUCGCUGCUGGAGGAGCGGCGCAUCGCGGCCAAAAUCGCCGGGAUUUACAGCGAGGCGGAGCCGCCCAGGAAGACGAUGAGGAGGGGGGUGCUGAUGACGCUGCUGCAGCAAUCGGCCAUGACGCUGCCGCUGUGGAUCGGGAAACCCGGGGAAAAGCCCCCGCCGCUGUGUGGGGCAGUGCCAGCCGCAGGCGACUACGUGGCCAAGCCGGGGGACAAAGUGGCGGCGCGGGUGAAGGCGCUGGAGGGGGACGAGCAGUGGAUCCUGGCCGAGGUGGUCAGCUACAGCCACGCCGCCAACAAGUACGAGGUGGACGACAUCGACGAGGAAGGCAAAGAGCGCCACACGCUGAGCCGCCGCCGCAUCAUCCCCCUGCCCCAGUGGAAAACCAACCCCGAGACCGACCCCGAGGCGCUGUUCCACAAGGAGCAGCUGGUGCUGGCGCUCUACCCGCAGACCACCUGCUUCUACCGCGCCCUCAUCCACGCCCCGCCCCAGCGCCCCCAGGACGAUUAUUCGGUGCUUUUCGAGGACACCUCCUACGCCGACGGUUACUCCCCGCCCCUCAACGUCGCCCAGCGCUACGUGGUGGCCUGCAAAGAAACCAAAAAAAAGUGAAAUCUUGGGCAAAACCACACAAAAUUUGGGAAAAAUCAACCAAAAUUUAAGAAGACCAACCAGGAAUUAGGUAGGGAGGGAAAAAAUGAGGAGAAAACGGGAUUUG